AUGUCUGCUAUUACAACCAAGUUCGUCACAGAUCACAAACUCACCAAUAAGACAAGUCUCGAAGAGCUUAGCCAAUAUGCACCAGAAAUACUUGACCUCUUAACAGAUGAUAAAGAGAAAAGGCGCCAGGCCC
This is a messenger RNA of Ambispora leptoticha, 133 nucleotides long. The record is from the annotation of a GenBank genome assembly. NCBI's taxonomy places the organism in Eukaryota, Fungi, Glomeromycota, Glomeromycetes, Archaeosporales, Ambisporaceae.